AUGGCGAGUUCUAGCGACGAUGAGGAAGCGAAUAGUUGGGAGAGAUUUCAAGAUCUGUGCCGUGAUCUUAACAUGGAUGAAGACACAAGCCAAGAAGCUUGGUCUUCGUACCAAAAGAUAAGCACAAACUAUACUUUAGAGGUGAGCUCGCUUUGUUUGAGUGUUUGCGUUCGUUACAUGAUUGCUUCGAAUAUCGUAAACCCGGGAACGGUUUACGAAGUUACGGCUUUGAGCCCGAUUUUAUUGCAAUCAGACGCCUCUGACAAAUAGAUAUUUUAUAUUUCAACAUUUUCUGUUUCAGGGGGAAAGUCUUCACUGGUUGGCAUGUGCUUUGUACGUCGCUUGCCGCAAAAGCGUUGUUCCGACCGUUGAUAGUUCGGGUACGGUCGAAGGCAACUGUGUUUCACUAACGCGAUUGCUCAGAGCAGCAAAACUAAGGUGAGAUUUUGUCGAUCUGUUUAGGAACACGAACCAUCUCGGUUUCGAUUCGUAUGCAAUAGAGCUUCCUUUGUAAUGUUUUCUGUUUUGCUUUCUCUGUAGUCUCAUUCAAUUCUUCAGCAAAAUGAAGAAGUGGUUGGACAUGUCGAACGCGUCGGGGGACUUUCGAAAGAAAAUUGAAUUACUGGAAAGGAACUUCCACGUUUCCACUGUCAUAUUUAAGAAGUACGAACCUAUUUUCCUGGAAAUCUUUAAAGAUCCACGGGAGGAAAACACAAAGACUCAGAGAGGCCGAAAAUCAAGGUAAAUACACAAAUUUGUUGCGCGGCCUUUGUAAACAAUAACGUGACGAGUUUGGCUUAUUGAAUGUAAACCUGUUACGGUUGACCUGAAAAUCUACAACGUUGUUCGUUUCAUGUUGUUUUUGCUUCUCUCAGACUUUCUAUCGAAAAAUAACCUGUCCUUUCUCAGGUCCUCAGCUGUAAACAUGUGAUAUUUAAAUGAGAAACUCGUGGCAUAUUAUCUCUUCAUUUCAAAUUCUUUUAUCCCUCGCAGAAAACAGCCGUGUUCUGUUGGUGAUGUUUUCGCCUUCUGCUGGACUUUAUACAUUCAAGCUAAAGGUAAGCGAGCUGCCAAUUUUCAUUUUUCCUACGGCUUGAGAUAGUCAGCUGUUUAUUUUAGAAAAAGCAGGAGUGUAAACCGUCUUGACUCGCUGUCACUAAACUCGGACAGACUCAAAGACGUUCGAAUAUUACAUGCUUUUGUUCGUGUCGCGUUGGCGCGAAAUGGUCUCAGAAGUCAUAUGGGACACUUCUGCUUCACGUCUCGUCCAGCAAGCCAAGCAGCUUAAAAUUUUUAUUAGUAGAACGGCAAUUUUAAAUUCACUAGAGUCAUGUAAACUUCCAUAAUAAUGAACUGGGCUUUUUUUCUACUAGGUCUGUAGACCUGCUGAUAGUAGGCCGGGUGAUGAUGUUUUUUUUGUAUAUAUUCAAGAGCCAGAAAAGAGAUUUUCCUUUAUUGCGAUUCCAUUUUUAAAGCACCUUAAAUGCAUUAUCUAGGGUAGCUCGCUUUAAAAACUUCCUUAGCUUUUGGGGGUGGUGUCAUUUAUAUCUUGUGAAAUUUGAACUUAAAGUGAAAUCAAUAUUCUUGACUGCUGCGGUUUUGUCAUGUGUUUCGAGUUUUUUAAAAAAUCUAUUUCUGUGUCACAUGCGACAUAAACAACUCGUAAGGGAUUUACGCAUGAUAGUACAGUAUGAAAGGAUAGCAUACUGCAGGGGCAAAAACUGCAGAAUUCUGGAUUACUUUGUUGUUUUUAGCCUAAGGUAAACACUUCCCUGGCUGAAAUCUCAAUAUUUUGAUUGUCAGUAGAUCAGGAUUAAUAUAGCACUUCAUUAUGGGAACUGAUGAAAUAAAAUAAAAAAAUGUUUCCAGUGAAACCUCUUUUAUGCACACCGGAAAAAUGUUUUUGCUUUAGGCAAUUUUCAUUCUUUUUUUCUGCUAGAAGCAAAUUUAUCAGUAAAUAAAUCUUUCCAGAUAAUUUGCAGUAGAGUGCAGGGAAUUUUACAAGAGUAUUCUUUCUUUGGUUGAUUGCACACAAUUAUUCAGUGAUUACACACAGGCUUUGAUUGGACUGUUGCCCUCACCCCACAAGUCCACAGCUAAUCCUAAGUGGCUGGCUCUUAGGAUUGGUGAUUUGGAAGAAAAUAUUUGGUUGUUUUUUGUUCAAACUUACUCAUGCAGGGACUGAGGGUAGAUGUUAAGUGACCUGUGGUAUUUUAAAUUAAGUUUUUUCGGCAGUGUACUGACAUGGGUGGGAAACAUGUCUAGGCCUGUUUAAGGGGUCAGUUAUUUUAACAAUAGAGACAUUUUGACAUAGCUUUACACAGUUUGUCAAUUGUUCAACCUGUCAUUACGUAGGUAAUCCAACUUCAUCUCCCUUUUGAUAUGUUGCAGUACUUGUUUCAGGGAAUAUUUUGCAAAGGGGUCAAAAUAAUAUUCAGCUUAGUUCUUGGGCAUGUUCAGGCUUGAACUAGAUCUACUCGAUCUGAAUUGUGACUUCUCAUUUCUGUAUGCAUAGAAUGUGUGUUCUGGCUGGAUUAACUCUAACAGUAGAGUCAUAAUUUAACUUGAACAUAAUACUCUGCUAUAGAGAAUUAAUUUUGGCCCUUUACAAGUCUUUGCAUUUCUCGGAAUGUCAUCAACAUCAUUUGUGAUGAAAGACAAUGAUCAAGAUAUUGUCAAUUUGCUACAAAUGAAAUUCUGUAAAUUUUUUGUUUACAAUUAAACUUCUCUUGUGAAAUUGAUUUUCCUUUUACAUAUUUCACACAAAGGAUUUGACUAUUUAUAUUUACAGCAGACAGCUCUGUAGGUGAUAAAUAUUCAGAGCGACAUUUAACAGUUCUGUAAUUUAUUAAUGGCACCUCUAGAUGUUUUGCUUCAAAAUUGUUGUGAUGGUUAUUGCAAAACAACCACACAUUUUAAUUAGACUUGGGUUGCAAGAUGAUAGUUAGAAAUGUCUCUUUUUAGUAGCAAAUGGCAGAUUUGUUUCUCUUUCUAUCAAAAGGAAAUGCACAGUUUGAUACUUCCUUUGUUUUUACAGAAAGUAAAUUUGUUGCUCUUUCAAGGUAUUUGUUUUGUUAAUCUCUGACAGAAAUUGUCCUAAUGUGCAAGCUGCAAGUUUUGCAGUCUAUUCAUUGGAGCUAUCUUUACAAUAUUUAGCAAAUGUCAAGUGCAGAGAUAACAUUGUUUCAAAAAUACCUCAACAACAAUUAUUGUGGAUUGUGACACUGGCAUUUAAAAUUGGAGAAUUUGGAAGGGAGACCAAGAUGAGGGGACAAUGCGGUCUACCCAACACCGCAAUUUAUUUACUGUAAGAAAAGUUGGCAAAUACUAUAAAAUACCGUGGUGAAAAUCAAUAAAAAAAUUAUACUACCUUUAUGAUUGGGCACUCUUCCUUAAAUGGAGUUUGGUCGUUUCGAUCCAUCAACAUUGUCGAUUUGAUCCAUGUAGAAAGUCUAUUUUAUCCAUCCUAAGUUGUUUGAAAACAAACAAGAAACGAAUAAUUGUGAUGUCUUCUACCAUUUUAUCAGUGCGAUAAAUUCAACCAGCCAUAUAGUUUGUACCCCGAAUAAGACAGCAUUGCUGAAACGUCGCUAUAUUAAAGAUAAUGCUAUAAUUUUCAUCCACUGCGCAGGGAUUUCUCAGGGCUGUCAAAAACUUUUUAAGUGGCAGGCUGUUAAUAAAUAGUAGGCAGUUUUGGAACUUGCACCAAAGGCACAAGUUCUUGAGGGCUGAGGCAUCUAGGGAUAUUUUGAAAUUUAGAGUCUCAGAAAUGGUGUUUCCAGGGGUUUUCAAGAGGUAUUUUCCACCGUGAACACCAUGUUGUUUUGUCAGAAUACAAGCAAGACUGGGAACAAUGCCAUCAAAAUGUCCCAGGUGUUCCACGACAUUGCACGGCGCGAACGUUUCGCACAUCUAAACCUGUUUGAAAUAUACGUUCAAUGUCAUUCAAAACUGGGAAACGGAUGCUUUGCAAUUUUAUUCAAAGGUGCUUAUUUUUUGUCAGCAGUUAUGGUAGAGGGGGAUGAAAGUAGCCAGCUAGGGAUAGCUUACAAGCCGGCUGUUUUGGCCGGCUACCUGCUUGUGAAAAACCGACUACCUGCCCAUAGACUGUUCAGUUGGGUUGGAAGGAUGCAUUAUAAUCUCUACAAAUAGAAAGUUUGAAAAUGUACUCCUCUUCAGGAAUUUAUGCCAAUUUGUGUUUAAAUCAGUGGAAAAUAUCACAGCCUUAUAAUGUAGUAAAGCCUCUAACCAUGCUAUAGAAUGAUUAAAAAUGCAUCUCCUGGAGUGCUGAAUUUCAAAAGUUUCCUGAGUAGGGGUAUCUGUGGGUAUGCUACCCAGGAAAAUCUCACUUCUUCCUUGCUUCACCUCAACUACCCACCUAAACUAAAGGUUAUUGCAACCCCUGCAGGGAAAUGCUUUCUUUAAAUACUCUGUGAAGCCUUUUUUACACAAACCACAGGGUACAGCAGUCCAAUUUGAUAUCAUCUAGAGGAUCUCAUCUAGUUCACUUAACUUCUGACCAUUUCCCUCCAGUGGCGGAUCGAGGGGAGGCGCCCGCCCGCCCACCCCCUCAUUUUUAGACCAAACUGAGGCCCAAAGGGCCAAAAAAACUUUUUUGGAGACCGCACACCCCCACCCCCACCCCCCCCUGUCAUCUCAAGGUCUGGAUCCGGCACUGCCUUCUGUCAAUUUUUCUCAGUGUGCUGUGCAUGAUUACUGCUAUCUGGGUUGGAUGCCCUGAGCACUUUGAGUUGUGCGCAGCAGCAGUUGUGCUUGUGUUGAAGUUGUACACCUAACAUUCACUAUUUUCACUCAACAGGCAAUUUUCCUGCGAUCAGUGAUGAUUUGGUGAAUUCUUAUCAUUUGCUCUUGUGCUGCCUUGACUUGCUGUACUCAAACGCUUUAUAUACGAAGAAUCGCCAGAAUUUGCUGAAUCCAAACUUUGAAGGUAAUUUCUAUAUAUUUUUUGAGAAUAAGAACUGCUUUCCUUGGCCUCAAGCUGGUACGAAAUGCAAAUGAGUGAUUUCAGAUUAAAAUAAUGAAUAUAUGACUUUCAUUUAUUUGAAUUGCGGGAUGAAGAAAAAAAUAUUAUUUGUCAGAGUGCUGCGCCGGUAUCACAGAGGUCAGGGUUGGAAUCCCAGCAAGCCUGAAUGUUUUUUCCGGCUUUCUUUUCACAACUGGAAAAGUUGCAUAUUUAGUUUUCCUGAUAACCAGGGUAAAAGAGACAGAUAAUAACGAAAAUGGGGAAGUAAAUAAUUCAUGCAAGUUGUUCUCUCUCUUUAUCUUUAGAAAGACCAGAAACAACAAAAAAACACCGUUAAACACUAUGUAAGGCUGCUGCCUAACAGGCGCCUGGUCCGCUGAUAAAAGUAGACAAACAAACACUUUUCUGAAAAUUUGAAACUCAAACAAAUCGAGUUUCAAUUAUCUGCUUUCUUAUUUAAGUUUAUCAAUCAACGGGCUCCUGGAAAUGUGGCUCGGGCUCCUAACUUUCUAUUUUAGGAGCCCAAAGGGCUCCCAAAAAAUUUUCUUGUGAAGCAGCCUUGCUAUGACUUGGCACAUGACUACCCGACAUACGUUGCCAAUAUGGCAGCUUUCGCUGCAAUAUAAGUCGCCAAAAUUUUUUGUCAUCUUGCCAUGCUUAGCAAACAGCUUCAAGCACUGACCCCUUCCCCCUGGGUAUCAAGACUAUACACUUGGGCUUGGAUUAAAGUCACAAGGCCGAUGCCCCACUCCUCCCCAUCCGAGUAAUGGUGCUUAUUCAAAAAGCUUCACUCCUGCAAGUACAUUCCCUAAUACAAGUGGCAUCGUAGCAUUAAACCUCUGAUUUGCUGUUUUGUGUUGUUAUAUAAAAGGAAUUUAGAAAUGCAAGUUGAUUUACUUUUUGCUUUUAUUUCCCUAGGUUUACCGCAGGAAUUUGGAAACAGAGAUUUCAAGCCUCCAGCUGAAGUACCUUGUGUUGUUGAAUGGCUUUGCAAGAAGCAUCAAGGUGUCAUUUUCAGUCAUUACUUUUCACAAACUACCACUUAUAAGCCACCGCAGUUAUAGGUCCAUCUACCUGUAAACCAAAACAUUUGCCUGAUUAAUAUUAUACUGCCCCUCCCACCCUCACCCUCUACCAUUUACAAGCCCCCUUGGAUACAAGCAUCUCCCAAUUUUUAAGCCCUUGUAACACUCCUUAUGAAGAUGUAUAAGCCACAGUUUACCGUAUUUGAUUUAAUAGACCAGCCAUGUUAGAUGAUUUUGGCACUGUAUAAUAAAAUUAUGCAACUUGUAUAUUUUUUUUGUCUGUCCCAAAGUUAAUUACACAAGUGUUUCAUUCUGUUCAUUAACAGGAAUUGUUCUAGAAGCUAAAGGAAUCAAGGAACAUCACUGGAAACCAUUUAUAAAGCAGCUCUUUGAGAAGAAGGUGAGACUUGUCUUGCUAAAUUAUUGCUAAAAGAUCUUUUCUUCCAGGUUUUAUUUUACCAACCUCCGUAAGAUACCAAAAUGGUUACACCCUGGUUUCAUUUAAGCAAGGAAGUUCAACUUUAAAAAAGUCCUAAAAGGCCCUACUCAUACUGCUUCUCCCCUCACAGAAAAAAGGAAACUUGACACACAAUUUCUAAGAUGAACCCUGAGUCAUAUGUAUCUUCAUUUGUGUUCUUUUGUCUUUGUUUCCAUUAGACACUCAAGGGAAAUGAAGAGAACUUGACAGGCAUUCUUGAUCAGGGCAAUUUUGAACAGAACUGGUAAGAAUUUUUGUUUUUCUAAAAUACAUCGCUUUCAAAGAGGAAAGAGGCUAAUGGGAAUCUGUCGUUUGUUUUGAAAACAUAAAUGACCACAAAUGUCCAGUUCAUAUGAAACAUGAUUGAUAUAAUAAUAUUGUUUCGUCAUUAGCAAGUCAGUCAACAAAGAAUAUGAAGAAUACGUGUUGUCUGUUGGAGAUUUUGAUGAGAGAAUCUUUCUAGAUGACGAGGCCCAUUUAGAAAUUGGCACACCAGCCAAGAAUGACAGUUUCACAGAAGUGGAUGGCCAACAGAGGUUUGUACAAGGAGGCAGUCUUUGUUCUUAAAAGCUUUUGCUCCCAGCUAAAUCAUUGUGUAAAAAAUUGAUUUGAUUCCUUCAUAUGGAGAUGGAAAGUAAUGGGAUAUCUGUUUUGAAAACCUUGUUGACUGGCGAUGCAUCAACAGUUAAUAAUACAGGCAAUGUUAAUUUUUAUGCCUGUAUCUAUAGCUAUUUGAGUAUUUUAACUUGUGUGUAAGUGCAUUUCAUUUCAUUUUAGGAUGGGACUAAGAAGGAAUUUGCAGGAACAUUUUACAAGGGUAAGGUGUUUUAAAAUCUAUUUACUUUGUUUUUAUUUAAAAUAGCAACCAAGCAAUUAUUGAUUUUUGUUUGAAAGAAGAAGGCAAGAUUCUUCUUUCUAUACUAAGUGUUCUUUUUUAUUUUUUGUAUCAGACUAGAAGCCUUGCACCUUCAACACCACUGACUGGACGAAGAUAUUUGAAAGAAAAAGAUCCAAAGUAAGUUUUCCCAAAUUUUGAAACCAAACUCGGAUAAGGCAUAGCCUAGAAUCUACUGUCGCAACUUGCAAGACUGUGUUAGCAUUAAAUUAUUCUUAAAUUAUGCCUAUCCAAUACAUUAUAUAUUUCUUGUUAUUUGUUUGAAUAUUAAGACAUUUUGGUUUUUAUUUUUAGGAUUACUCCAGUGUCCACUGCAACUCAGUCAGUUAGCAGACUGCAAGCUCUUCUGGCAGGUUUGAAAGCUGGGCCAAGUGAUCGCCUUCUAAAGAUCUUCUCGUAAGUUUCAACUCGGUAUUUGUAACUUUUUACAAACUACAUCUGUAAAUUUGUAGAUUGCUUGUUGACAGUUCUCAAUUUGUGUUGUUGUAGUGGAUGCAGCAGGAAUCCCCAGGAAGCAAUUGAGAGUCGAGUUACGACUCUCGGAGAGACAUUUCUUAGGGAGUAUGUACAGGUCAGUAAUGAAUCCAAAGUCAAGGGUUUGCUUCCAUCCUUUUUUCACGGUCAUUUUGCAUCUGGACAGUUCGUUCUUUCUCUUGAAGAAAUUCAUUAGCCUAUGAAAGGGCAAAUAAAUUGGGGCAUUUCUUGAAACAUAGCCCCAAGAAAUCGUUUUACUAUAAUUAUUUUUUUAAUGAGUUAUUUAAAUGCAGUAAGAGAAACUUUUUUCCAGAGUAGUGUUAAGUAUGUUUGUUUUCUUUCUAGCCAUCCCCGGACAGACCAAAAUCUCCCUGUUCAACCAAAGAGUUUGCCACCAAGAGGCUUAAACUUGCAGAGAUUCUUUACUACAAGGUAAUGUCUUAAAGAAGUUUACCCCUUUGUUUGUCAACUUAAAGUCUUUAACCAAGCACUUUUAUUUUUAGGUUCUUGAAAGUAUCACAAUAUUGGAGCAGAGAAGACUACAGGGACAUCUAGAUAUGACUGUAAGUUUUGUAAUCAGUGUGAUCUCUGAUACUGUUUACAGUCCAUGCGUUCUUAAUGGACACCUCUUUAGGAUGGAAAGCUGGCUAAAAUGGACAUCUAAAGUUGGUCCCUGUCUUUCCUUACUCCUUUAUAUUAGUCGACUUUCUAUACUAUAGGACAUUUCUCUAAGAAGGACACAUAUUCCAAGUCUCAAAGGUGUCUGUCUUAGAGAGCGUUAACAUUUACACUCCUGAGUGCUAUUACGAAGGUAUUCAAUGCAGUUCUAACUCGAGUCAUUGAUAAAGUACUUUAGUGCAAAGCUGUGCUCUAGCAGAGCCCAGUGGCCUGUGGUGGGGCCUAACUUUUGUUCUCGCGCGACUAGAAAACUUUUUCUUUUUCAUGGAAAUCAUAUGCUGGGCACACUGGGUUUCACAAAUUCAGAGCACUGGGCUCGCUUCAAUUUUUUGAGAGCACAGCCUUGUAGUGUGACCAUUCAGAUGAAAAGUCUGGAAGCACUUUUUGUCAAACCAUUGCAGUGAAGAACCAUCUUUGAUAAUCUGAUUUAAGUCUUAAGUAAAUACUUUGCAAGAACAUGUUUUGGUGACAAGCCAUUUUCUUUUUUUUGCAGAGUUUGCUGGAGCAGGAUUCCUUUCAUUGUUCCCUGAUGGCUUGUUGUUUGGAAAUAAUCAUCUUCUCUUACAACUCACAAAGGUAGCCCUUAACUACUCAAUUUUUCAGUGAAGUAGAAUAAAAAAAUUAAAAUUAGUUAAAUGAAAAUUUAACAAAGUUAACUGCAUCGAGCUUAGCAGUCUUGGCCAGUCAGCAGUCAAACUCACAAGUGCAGGCUCCCAUGGAAACGUCGUUGGUUGUCACAGCCAGGAUCGUUGAGUUCUCUUUAGAGGCUUUCGUGGUGGCUGUGUUGGCGUGGAGCAGUUGAUAGCAGUUAUUUUGGCAAUCUCCCACUACCCCACCCAACCCUCUACGUUCCUCUCCCAUUGAGUCAUCAGUGUUGCGGGUCCCUGGAAUAGGGACUCACGGCUGGGUGGCGGGGAUUUGCCGGCCAUGGGGGCUGAUUUUAUCUACAGGGUGGCUGGCCAGAGUGGAGGCCAUUGGAUACACCAGACCCACCUUCCAUUUAGUGAGGCAGCUGGUUAACUUGAAUGUUAAUUUACCUAAAUGACAUUGUUUUAUUUUAUCAGGACUUUUCCUUGGAUGAUUGAAAUCUUCAAUAUCAGUCCUUACCACUUUGUCAAGGUCAUUGAAGUGUUCAUCAAAGCAGAGGAUGGACUUUCAAGAGAUGUUGUGAAACAUCUGAAUUAUGUAUGUAUAAUCUUGCAGUAUUCUGCCAAGAACAUUAUGUGGUCCCGAUAUGACUGUGGAAAAAAGUUGAAAAUGUGUGAUCCUAGAAAAUAACCACUCCCAGCCCACAGGGGUGUCAAAAACCAAAAUUUGAAAAGGAAAUUAUGAACCUAAUGUGGAAUUUCGAUGGAGGGAGGAGGAUUCACUUAUAUUAAACCCCAGGGGGAGUAUGCAAAUUUUCUAGAACAACAUUAUGUCAUUUUACCCACUCUCUCAACUUUGUUUAACUUGCACAAGGGCGGUAUUUAUACUUGUCUUUUGUGUGAUGAUAAUGUUAAUUUUGUUUACUAGGACUUUGAGUAUUAUCCAGUUUGUAUCACUUGCAGCAAUCAGUGCUUUCCACAGGCAGCGUUCUGUCUGUGCACACUGAUAUAAGAUAGAAAAUGUCUAACACCAGUUCAGCUCCAAACCACUAACAACAUACAUUUCACUGUUUUCAUAAGAUUGAGGAACAGAUUCUCGAGUGCCUGGCGUGGAGCCAUGACUCUCCUAUAUGGGCAUCAAUUCAACAAGCUGGCUCUGUACCAUCAUGUGAAGAUGUGUCUAUUCCAAACCAACUGGAAACAGGGCACAGUACACAGAAUCUCCUUGCAUCCCCAAUUAUCCACCCUCGUGUACAGAGAAUAUGUGGUGAGGAGGGAGCAGCAAGGCGAGGUGAGAAGAGAGCUUUAUUUUCAAUUUUUCACUCUAAUUCAAUGAUUCAAAGAAACCUUGUGUUUAUAAAAAAGGAAAGCAAUCAUUUAAAUCUCUAUUUUCUGUGGAUGAUGAGCCCCCUACCAUGACUAUGUGCCCAGCAGUGUUUAGCAGUCAGUUGUCGCAUUCUAUGACAACUCUCCUUUUUGCAAGGCCUGUUUUCAUUGCAAGUGUUUUGCAAAUUCCCAAACUCAAAACUAGAAAAUAAUGUGUGUCUGUAACUAAAACAUCUAAUGUUACAACUUCUACUUCCAAACCUGGCAAAAACAGUUUGUGAAAAACAGCUGAGCAAUAUUGUGGAGGAGAAAUUAAUUUAGCAAGACCAUUUAUCAAAUUGGUUUCCCUGAUUUAGGACCACCACAUGUAGACAAUACCAUAUAAAUCACAUGAAGCCAGUCAUGUUUUGGAGUCCUUUUACUUUCCCCUGACUUUUUUAUUAAAUAAAUACAGUGACACUUACAUAAAGAGAUUUAUUGAUUGAUUUAUCUAUUUUUAGUCCUGCCAUUAUCCAGCUCUCCAACAGCCCAUGAGCUGUUUAGCUCCCCUGUCACCCCAAGCAGUGGCGCCAGACGGAAUCUUUUGGUCAACUUUGGCAGCUCUCCACCCUCUCAGAAUCCUCAACCUGUCACUCUGUCCGCUACCACAAGACAAGCUGCUGCCAAGAAUGCUCCUGCUUGUAAGUAAACAAUCGUGCAAAUGCUAUCACCUGGUUUUUUGUUGUUGCAAAUAGAACUGUUGUGUUGGCAGUGGCUGGCAUUUUGACAACCUCAUACAUGUGUGGAGACAUCUUCACAGGAAAUUGUGUGAUGUUACUGUUCGUGUGUUUGCCAAUUUUAGGAUAUAUAAUUUCCUUCUCUGUAGAGCAUAAUUGUUUUAAUUUUGAGUGUGAUAAUAACCUGUAUAUGAUCAUCUUAAGACCCCCAAAUGGGCUUAAGUUGUCUUAGCCUGCAUUGCAGACAUGAUCUAACUCAGGAUAGUAACGCUUGCAACGUAGUGCUGAUAUUCUUGUUGUCUUGGCCCCCAAAGGACUCGACAAAUUAUGGGAAAUGUGUUUUGAAUUUCUUUGCAGCAUGAUUAGCACAUUGACAACUCUUUUUAUAUCAGGCCAAUUAUUUCACAUACUCAAAUCCUGGUACUUAGGUGGGGAACCAGAGCAGGGAUUUCAGCGCUGUUUCGCAGACAGACUUAACCGGAAGAUUAGUUCCGUCUGCUAAAGGCUAAAGCUGUUCGGGAAUGAAGUCAGUGACUAAAAGUGGCUAAAUUUGACAAAGGGUUUUAAAGCAAGCUUAUCAUCAUUUUUCAGUGAUUAUCACUCCAGCACCUGCAAGUGGUGGUUUCAUUGUAAAUGGAAUUACACAAACUGUUGUCCUGCCAAACACAUCAACCACAGUACAAGUGACAUCCCCAAGGGCAGGUAGUGUUUUGACUCCAAGCACAUCCAUGGUGUCACCAACGUCAAGUCCUGUAAGACCAUCAUCAGCACCAACGACUCCCAAGAUGAAAGGCACAACACCGACCAAACCAAGAAAAACUGGCUCUUUGGCAAUUUUUUUCAGAAAGGUAUGUGUACGGCUGUUGCCCUCUUCCUUUCAAAUUUGAUGGUUCAGGGUUGUCAUUAAGAGCCGGGGGCCGGGGAUUUUCCCCGACUACUAAGAGAGUAGCCCCUGGCUACUUUUAUCGGAAAACAGAAGAAUAAUAGAACCAAAAGAAAUCCCUAGCCAUUUGAUUCCCCGCCUACUUGUUGUAUUUACCCGGCAACUUGAAAUCUUAGUGACAACCCUGAUGGUUGUAAGUUUAACUGCAUACAAAUAAUGAAGAAAGGUUACGGAGUGCAAAAGGUUAUGGAGUGCAAGUGACAACGAUGCUUUCACUCCAGUGCUGUGCUUUACGUCAGUUUAAGGUGAUAUAUGGUCAAAACAUGCGUGGUCAGAUUAAGAGUGAUAAAAAGUCCAAAUGGGCAUGAACAGAUUGCGUUCCGUGCAUUUCAUUAAUUGUUCUUAAUUCUCAUCAAAGCUAGCUACUUACGUGAUUUGCAGGCUCCUCUUGUUGCCUGCAACAAUUAGAAACUCAUGUAUUUUUGUAGACUUUCUGACAGGCUAACCUUGGGAGACUUAAGUAGGCCUUAAAGAAAAUUUUGUCAUCGAUUUUAAUGGAAGCUUAAAGUGUAGCACGUUUCCAAAUAAAACUUUUGUUUUUAUCAUUUACAGCUCUACCAUCUGGCCAGUGUUCGCCUCAGAGAUCUAUGCACUAAACUGGAUGUUAAUGAAGAUCUUCGCCAAAAGUAAGUCCUUUCAUCAAAAUUCAUUGAACUAUUGAACUUGCUACAUUUAAAAAACGAGAUCUGUGUGGAAUCUGCAUUACAAGGCCUUCCGACCUUCAACUGGAAUAUUUGCAACACUAAGGGGGCCAUAGAAAGUAUCCGUAUUAAUGGAGUGUCCAUAUUGAGUGGGUUGAAUUUAGAGCAAAUGUAAGGGCUUUCUUUCCUCUGGAUCAAAGCAAAUUGUCUGUAACACGUGCAGGGUACAAAGAAAGUCCUUUUUACAGCUUUCCAUUCGGACAAGCUGAAGCUAACAUUUACUAGCCCAAACAUCUUUUCAACUAGCCCCAAAAACGUCUUUUUAUGAGCAGAUUGAUUUACAGUUCUUCUGUAAUGUGAAGUCCUCAAAAAAAUUCACUUGCCCGUCGGACAAGUUAAUAACAGAAUUCUCUAGCCUGAUAGCAAAAUCCACCAGUCCCGGGCUAUCGGACACUACUUUCUUUGCACGCUGCACGUUGGUGAUUGUAAAGCCGUGUUUGACACUAUAUUUCUUUACACAUCCUGUUUACUGUCAAACUAAGAAAAGCUAAAACCAGGGCUGUCACUAAGAUUUCAAGUUCAAUUCCCUACCAUGCAUAAUUAUAUCCAGCAACAGUUAGAGAUGGGAAGAUCUUUUGGUUUCAUGUUCCUUUUGUCUCUUAUGAAAGUAUCUCGGGGUCAUGCUCGUAACAGCCAAGGGAAAUCCCCAGUCCUGACCCACUAAUGUUGAUGAACACCUGAAGUAUUUUGAUAACAAUAAAGGUUAUCAUGCACUGCAAGCACAUUAGAAAACCAGAAACUACUUACCCUUGUUGCUUGUGACUUAGUUUCCUGAUUGGUUUCUUCCUCACAAUGUAAUAAUGUUCUCGCAAAAAUUCUGGUGUUCACAUUUUUCUGAGUUCAUGUGUUGCCUGAAAUGUUUUCCUCUAAGAUGUACAUUUUGAUGUUUUAUGAUCACAAAAUGCUCACUAAUCACUUUCUUGCUAAAAUUAUCUGAUUUGCAGAAUGUGGACUUGCUUUGAACAUACACUGAUGAACAUGACAGAGUUAAUGAAGGACAGACACAUUGAUCAGAUAUUGAUGUGUUCUAUAUAUGUUAUGGGAAAGGUAGAUAAUUGAGCUUUGAUUUAUUUUUUGUUUAUUUGUUUGCUUUUGUUAUUUUCUAUUGUUUUGUUUUUCUUUUGGCAAUAAGUCACUCAAUUUUAGCUCUAAAUCCUGAAUGUACUGUACCAUAUUCUGGGCCUAGAAAACAUGAAAUAAUACCUCGUACAAAACAUUCCAUGUUGUUAAAACUUUGACCAGUUCAACACAGCAUUUCUGUGUUGUGGGAAAACUAGAAAACGUGGAUAAACUAAUGCUGUAUUUUGUGAAUGCGUUUGCUACAUGAUGGAAAUGGUUUAACUUGCUGAACUUUUUGUAGUUAGUUUAGUUUUGCAUGGCAGUAUUAUGAUAAAUUAAUGAAAAGGUGCUAGCAUUAUUUAUAUCAUCUGUUGCUUAUUUUUUGCAGGUUACCAAUGCAGAACUGUCUUUUCAAAACAUUAUGAAGUGUUAUCGCACCCAGCCCCAAGCUGUCAGCCAUGUAAGCCCUUUGUUGACUUCCUGUAAGUUCACCUCUGCUUGGUUAUUUACAAAACCUCUUUUCAAACUUUCUCUUAAAGGUUUACAGAAGUGUUCUUCUUAGAGGAAGGAGGCGGCCUCCACUUGGAAGCAGUGGUAGUGAUGGUGGAGCGAGAGGUGAGAUAAUAUUUUCAACUUAGUGUUUCUGCCUUAGUUUAUGAGUAUCCUGGAUCAAUCACCCAGAUCAGAAUAACUGAGGAAGAUUUUGCUGCCAUUUAUAUGAUAUUAGGGAGUUAAAGUUGCAACCAUGGCAGUGGUAACAAUAACCUCACUUAUAAAGCAAAAAAGCAUUGUUACAAUCUUUAUUGCAACAGUUAUUCUAACUCAAUCAAUUUGUCAAGUGGCAGUGAAUUCCCACUGGAGUCUCUUAAGGAAUGAAUUCAAAUCCAGAAAAAGAAAGGAAAUGACCUUGUCCUGUGUUUACAUCCUCCAGAAAACCUUGUAUUGGAAGUCUUGUGUUGUAUUAAAUUUUCUGCAAUUACAGCAAAGAAAGUGUAAUACAUGUGCAGAAUUGUUGUUUUCCUUAGUCAAAGCAUUGUUGUGUUGCCUUUAUCUUUGCUGUUGUGGUAAUAAUCUUAAACUUUUUAUUAAUACAAUGAUUAAUGGUAGCUCUUUGAAAAUAGUUAGAUCUUCCCUUUGUUUGGAUUGCCAGUAGAGGUGGAAAAGUACAUCAAGAAUGUAAAAAUCCUGAGUGUUGUUACCUUUAAUGUCUUUUGUCAUGGAUGGGGUGGGAGAACAAUUUCGUGUCACACCCUCAUAAGUUGAUGUUACUGAAGUGUCUGGUAAAUAAUGGCAAAAAUGGCAAAUCUUAGUGAUGGCAAUGAAUGAUGUUUCGAUGACUCCAGGUCAUUAUUUUCAAAUUUGUCUAGUUCUUAAUACUGUGAGUUCAUUCUAUAGGGAGUUGCAUGCCAAAGUUUAGUUGCAUGUGAUUAAAAGAGAAAAAUACAAUAUGAAGUUUUAAAGAUGCUACUUGUAAACAGUGUUGCUUUGAUAGUGUCAGAUUGGGUGUUUAGUUUAGGUUUCUUUUCUAUGAUAAAGAGCAUUUCAUGAAUUAAGCAAUCCAGCUUUCCAUGGCAUUUCUUCAGGAUGGUAAAUUGGUCACGUAGAUCUUUAUCCAUUUGAUUGUGUACGUUGCUCAGGUUUUGCCAAUCGCUGAACGUUUAUGUUCAUCAGUGUGUUACAAAAGGUGUCAGCGUGUAUAGCCUUCAGUUGUUAUUAGAAUGGCAAAUCUGGCAAAAAAAAAAUCACCAGAGGGUUGUGGCAAGCGCCCCAUACAAGUAGUCGUGUUAUUUCAUGAUGUGGCAGCUGGAUUUUUUAUCCUGCAUUUUCUUGCAGGUAUUAAAAGUGAACCAGGUAGUAGUGGACCAGCAAGCCCAGUUCAAGGUGCUAGUAGUGCAAGAGCAAGCCCUGUAAGGAGUGGAAGUACUGUCCCAUCAACACCUCCUCCAGCAAGUGCUCAUACGUCUGGAUCAAGCAGCACUGAAAACAGUCCAAACAUUGAUGGGGAGAGAGGAGAUCUUAUAGAGUUCUACAACAAGGUAAGUAAAGAAUCAAAAGCAAGGAUAUUAACUUGUAAUAACCUAAGGUAAGGGAGUGUGGGCAAGCUUCAGGCUUCUGAUUGAAGUGCAAAACACUCUUGCUCCAAAGCUGGUUCGUACAGUCUUGAAUUCUUGAAAAAGUCUUAAAAUUUGCCCAGCAAUUUUCCAGGUCUGAAAGGAGUCUGGAAAAUGGAGAUAAAGUCUGGAAAAAUGGUAAAAAGUCUUGAGGAUUUUUUUAAAGGCUACAACAAGUACUUUGAAGGGGUAUUUUUUCGUCUCUAUUGGUCACCUAUUUGAAAACCUUGAGUCUGGAAAAAGGAAUUAUUGGUUUGGAAAAAAGUCAGAAAUUUUGGAUCCAAAAAUCUGUAAUCUGUGAUCAGAUUAAGAUUGAAGGUACUAAUAUGCGUGAUCAGAUAGCAUUCUGUGCAUUUCAUUCCUGCCAAGCAUGCAUAAUAUUGCAACUUGGAGAUGAGGAUUGCAAGCUCCUUUGUCGCCCACAAUAAAAUAUUACUUUUGUAUUUCAAAAAAAGGACACAUGUUAUUUCUCUUAGCUGAUGCAUUUAUUUAUCUUUUUUAUCCAGGUGUUUAUCAAAAGAGUGAAGAACUUUGCUCUCAAGUUUUCAGCUGGGGAUAGAGCGGUGAGUUUUUGCUGUGGUUGUUUGCUAGGAUGUUUUUCAAUUGUGCUACAUCUUGACGUGAUAAGGAAUGAAACCCUCAUUCGUAACAAUAUUUCAGUUUUGACAUGGUAAACAGGCCUGGAAGGUCUAUUGUGUCUUAGGCAACUACCGGUAACUUGUUACCAUAUCUUGUAACCUGUGCUGCUGAAACUUGUUUUUCUACUUGUUCUUCUUCUUCAACCACUAAAGGACUGUCUAAUGGCUGGGCUAGUUCAGUUGGUUAAUUGCUUCACAGGAGAGUGGGAAUUCAAAUCCCAGGGCCAGACCAAUACUCUGUUUUUAAAUGACUUUGUUAAAUGAAGGUACCACAUUUACCUUGCAAACAGCUAGACCUUCAUGUGACUCCGAUGACCAUGUUAAAUGGCAAAAAUACUGUCUUCACUAAUAGUAUUUUUAUGCUAAAUACAUUGACAUUCAAAACUUGCUUUUUUUUUCCACCAGUUGGACUCGCCUCCACUUUCUCCUUUGCCAGUGAUGAGAAAUCAAGCUCAUUCACCUCGACGAAAAGUGUCCACGAGACACCCUGUGUACAUAUCUCCUCACAAGAAUGGUAUAGUUCCUUUACUGUUAAAUGGUCAUGGUCAUUUUAUUUUUAUUUUAGUUGUUCUUGGUUCCCAUUAGCUUUAGUCCUAAUAUCUACCAUAUUUAUUCAGCUAUAAGCUGAGCGAUUUUUGCACAAAUUAAAGCUAAAGUUAAGUGAAAUUUGGGCCCAAGAGGGGGUCUUGGCUUAUAGCCAAGAGUUUUUGAAAACAAUUCUUUUUCAGUGCAUUACAACUCUACUAAAUACGGGUGUAUUCACUUAUAAGCCAAGCAAAUAGUAGAGAAAGCUCUUAUUAAGUGUAUUAACUUAAUUAAAAAAAAUAACAAAAUAAUAUUCUCCUUUCAGGGGUUUCAAUGACUCCAACAACAAGGCUGUUGUAUUGCUUCAAAGAAAGUCCAGCCGAGGUAAAUAUUUUACCUGUUAUCAUGAUACCAUAAAAUUCCGAAAAUAAGUCCCAGGACUUAUAUUUUCAAAGGCCCUUUUUGAGGGGCUUAUUCUUAGAGGGGCUUAUCUACGGAGGGAAAUUUGCGUUUCAAAAUCGACUGGGCUAGCCUUAUAGUUGGAAGUGAAUUUACCGUUUUUGCUUGGUUUUAAUAUGUAUUUGAGGGCAAUUUUCCAAGUACAAGCCCCGGGGGGCUAAUAUUUGGAGGGGUGAUUUAACGGAGGGUUUUUGCGUUACCAGUUUGGGGGGCUUAAAUUUGGAGGGGCUUAUUUUCAGAAUUUUACGGUAUUUUACGAUAGAAACAUUGUCUGAGGUGAGUGAUGUACAAUUCAUGUGGAUGGGCUUUAGUAAUAAAGGUUUCUUGUGUUUGUAGAAACUUCGAGACAUCAAUGAGAUGCUGAAGCAAGGUGCAGGAGAUACUAGCCGUAAGCGAGCCCUGCUACAGGAUGACAAGAGUAGUCAACCACCGACGAAAAGAACCCCCUCAGAGGAACUGCUUCAGCGUAAGCUAACCAGCAUGAUGGAAGAAAGGCAGGCAUCUGCCUCAAGAUAAUACUGAGAAAUUUGACUUGACACUGACAGUAUUUCUUGUCAAAACUACAAUGUAGAUUGAACCAAAGAAAAGUAAUUAGGCUCAGUUCUAACGUUCAAGUUUUCAUGUAUUUACUGCGCUUUUCACAAACAUGCGAACUCUAAAGUUCAAAAGCGGCCUUCACAAUUGCGUUUUUUGCUGCCGUCAAUUGUAAUUACAAUCACAAGCAACGAACCUUGAAACACAGAAACUCAGAAAACGGAUCGAAAUCCACCAAUCAGAAAUCACAAUCCGUGACCUUUUGAACCCGUUAAAGUAAAGUUUUGUUUCCUAAGAGGUUUGUUAAGCUGAUUGACGGCAGCGAAAAAUGCAAUCGUCAGUUGGCUUUUGAACUUCAGAAUUUGCAUGUUUGUGAAAAGCGCAGUAAACCUCUUCCUUCAAGUAAGCACAUGAAAAGGUUUGAUUCAGUCAAGUCUGACAUGUCUAAUUUGGGUUGGCUGUUGAAUUAAGUUCAAGUGGUCCACAUGGGGAUUUCAACUAUGGAGCGACUACUUUCCAAACAUUGAACUUUUCAUGUGCUAAAUCUGAUGAAUAAAUUUGUCUUAAGCAUAGCAGAUCAUUGUACAUGGUAAAAUGAAUUGAGUUCGACAGGUGAAUCAACCAUCUAACUUGUAUCAUUUGGGUCGACCCAAAUAGCUAUUAAGUUCGUUACAUGAAAAGUUCGACAUUUAAACUGGGCCGGUUAAAAUCUAAAUCUAAAGCUGUUGAGAGUCAAGGCUAAGAAAACUAUGAAAGAAUGAACAAUUAACCAAGCUCUGAUUUCCAUGGUGAAUGGUUUCACCAUUUUUGACAAAUAACACUGAAGGUCAUGUCAACACCUAAUCUUGUUUAAUUGAUUUCUAAUUCAUUAUUACACAAUGUUGAUCCAUGCUUCUGACACUCGAUCUCCAGUCCAAAGAUUUAUUUGAAACUUGCAUAUGAAAAAUAGUAAAAUGCACUGAAAGCAUUUAAAAAAAUUAAAUAAUGAGAAUUUUUAACUUGUUAAUCCUAAAAAUUAGCGGAAUCAUCAACCAGUUUUAAACUUUAACUUUUGACUUGACAAUUUUUAAAUCCAUUUAAUUGUUUUGGUAAGAUUUAUAAAUAGUUCAUGCAUGCAUUUUGCCUUAUUAUUUGAGGCAAAUUUUCUGUAGUAUUAAUUUAAUUUAUGAGUGCUUAAAUUAACCUGUUUGGAAAAAACAGAAUUUUAUAAUUUCCCUGUCGGCUGGGAUGUAGAUAAAGAUAGAUUAAUUUUAUUGUUUGCGUGUCCAUUCAGAAUGUUCUUUGUUUGCAUCCUUAGUUCCCAUGGUAUUAUCACGGUCAUUAUUACUAGUUAGUAUUGCUUUUUAUGUUGUAAUAAUCUUAAUCGUCUGUUUGUUUGUUGUCUAUUUGUUUGUUUGUUUUGCUUUACCUUAAACGUUUACAAGAAUGUUCUUGCAGUAUCUUUCGCAAUUCUUCAUACUUUUGUCAAAUCUUGCAAAAGAAAAUCAAAGCGCAUCUAAUCGUUAACACAAAUGUGACAACCCUAGCGUAUUUGCGUAAGUAUAUCGUCCAAUUUUUGACGACUUUUUAGAUAAUCUAUAGUAGCAGGAAAACAUGACUGGACAAGGGUGGCCCUGGAAUUGUUUUGAAGUUGCAUGUUUCGAAAUCCUCAGUUUUAUUACACUCGUGCUCAAUGCCUAAUUUCAAACCGAGGAGUCAGUGUAUCAUGUGGAUAAACAACGUGAGACCCACAAAGUCAGAACGAGCACACCGACUUUUCAAAAUCACGAAGUUUGGUGUAAACCGGGCCAAUAUUGAUCAACAUACGGCUAUUUAAAAACUUGAAAAUUUACCGAGAGAUGUAUGAAUGGCUGUCUAUACAUUUGUUUUGGUAAAUUUUGGAGUGUUUGAAUGGCUGUAUCUCGUUCAAUAUUGGCCCAAUAAACAUCAUCACUUUCUGACUUUGUGGGUCUCAUAUUGUUUAUUCCAUAAUGAACGGACUCAUAACCAGGCCCCACUCGGUUUGAAAUUAGGCAGUGACAUCACUUUCCAGAAUAAUUCCUCAGAUACCUUUUCCAGUUUUCCCUGUAUGUUAAUUUAAGUAAGUAUUUAUAUAUUAGCAGAGGGUCAGCUGCUUGGCAUUUUUUCCGUUUUAGGGAACUUUCUUAUCAAUGCCUAAAAACAAAGACCUAGAGCAGUUUUCACUUCUGUUGUUUCCAAGUUUUGUGAACCCAUAGUAUAAACUGUAGCCAGUAACAACUCAAUAUAGUAUCAGCCAAUCAGAUUGCUAUUUGGAACGGCUACGAGCUCCACAAAUGAUAAUAAACGCGGGAAAACGCCAGUGUGCAUCUGAUUGGUGGAGAAAGCACCGUGAAAUUUUUAAUCCAUUCACAAAGCUUUUCCGCACUGAGCUGGAAACUGCUCUAUGUUUUAAGUUUAUUUCCAGACGCGAAGGAGUCCUUUGUGUGUGGGAAGUCAGUUGAUGACUGUAGCAACAAAUAAUACAUGUUAACAUUGAAGGCUAGGCAAGCAAAACAUAAAGCUAUUUCAUACUUUCCAAAAAAAGUUUUUAUCUUAAAGGAAUAUUACUAAGCAAUUUUUAUCGUAAUAUAAAAUAAAUUGGUCACUUCAAAGCAAAUACAACAGCAAACGUUCUGUGCGUUUUUCGUUGCAAAUUUAGUUCAGAGGAGAAGACAUAGUUUAACUUUUUUGUUAACCUAGCCUUGAAACAUGGUGUUUAAAAAUGGUACAUAGAAAUCCCUCAUCCGGGCGCCUCUGUUAGGCCUGAGCACCCGGGAAGUUGUAG
This is a messenger RNA of Porites lobata, 20918 nucleotides long. The record is from the annotation of a GenBank genome assembly. Lineage: Eukaryota; Metazoa; Cnidaria; Anthozoa; Scleractinia; Poritidae.